Priapulus caudatus is the source of this 1668-nucleotide messenger RNA. RefSeq names its product probable insulin-like peptide 7. The transcript is spliced from 3 exons. The record is from RefSeq and is a predicted model, not a curated record. NCBI's taxonomy places the organism in Eukaryota, Metazoa, Priapulida, Priapulimorpha, Priapulimorphida, Priapulidae. The coding region runs from base 115 to 513 and encodes 132 amino acids.
UCGAGUUUGUCGGCGACGUAUUGGCUCGGCCUUCUAAUCCUGCUCUCACUGGCUGCCGACUGCAGCCGAAUACAGCACUCGGGAGGAAGCGACAACCUACGCGAGCUUCAUCAGAUGUUCCAAGCCAGAACAGAGAGCGAGUGGCGAAGUGUUUGGCACGUGGAGACGUACAGACGUUGUUGGCAUCAGCUCAGACCUCAUAUCAGUAUUGCUUGUAAAAAAGACAUAUACCGAAUAACAAAACGAACUUCUCCUGUCGAGCAGAACAGUACUAGUUCCCUAGCGUCUCGGAUUCCUCUCAUGAUACACAAAGACGGCGUCUUCGAUAUCAACGAAGUACUGACGGCGAAGCGGGCCCACUCCUUCCUACGUUCGAGAGGCACUCCAACACGACGCGUCGCGAGAAACAGGAACCGAGAUAACAUCGUAACGGAAUGCUGCGUACAGGAUCGCGGGUGCACGUGGGAGGAGUAUGCCGAGUACUGUCCCACCCACAAACGAACACGUGGAUGAUGCGCGACCGCCACCCACCGCGCGCACUCCCUCACCCCACCCUCCAGGGGUGGAGGCCCGAGCCACGCUCCUCGACGCACGCCGCUAGAGGGCGCGCACGUCCCGCCGCCAUUUUGUGAAGCGGGAUGGGAACCCGGCACGUGCACUCUAUCGACAGGUUGCAUAUUAAUUAUCCGCGUUCGUUUACCGUCAUCGUUACCUUUUGCAACCUUGUUUGUAACGCAUUCCCGACGCUAUUGUGUAGUCUGUUUCCCGACGGGGUUCCAUAUUCCCUCUAGAAAUGCAGCGAAUAUGACCGGUGCCUAUAUUUAUCGAUUAGCCCGAUGAUAACGUGAGCAUUGUGCGAUGUUGAGCGUGUGGAUUGUGUUUGUGCGGUUCAUUUCUUUUAAAGGCCGCAGAGCGACGUGCAGUGAUAGAGAUACAGAUAUGUUAUACGGCGACGCGUUCGCAGAACAGGCCCACGUGCAGUUACGAUUAAAAUCAGGACUAUGAUACUAUCUACUAUGGACAUGUUUACUAGGAUUUACGAUUGUGGUAAAACCGCGAAUGUUUUAACAUUCGUUUUGCAGAAAAAAGAUUAGACCUGUAACUAAUUUUAGGACUAAUGAGAACGCCUGCAGACUUGCAUAUCCAUCACUUUUCGCGCUGCAACAUACUUCAUCAAAUGAGAAUUUCGAUUUAUAGUUUUUUUUAAUCAAGUCAAUAUUAAAUAUCAAAUUUAAGAUUUCUUUACAAUCAGUUACUCAUAUGCUCCGAUGAAUGGACGUCUCAUUAUUUUGUCAAUUAAUUAAAAUUUACAGGUAAACGUAUAUAUUUCUUGGUCGCAAGUGCUAUAAAACAACCUACACAAUACUGUAAGACGUGCGUUCAAAAAGAGAAGUAAGAUGAAAUAUGUAAAUUCGAAAUGUGAAACUUUCCGCGUAUUUCGUUCUUCUCUGAUUAAAAUACCUUUUUUUUAUUAAAAACCAGAUGACACGCGAUACCGCGUGACUCAUAGACUUUCAUCUGUUACCAAUUUUAGUAAAAUUCGUUUUGGGUUUGUGAAUAACAAUCAAUGAUAACCGAUAUUCACUCAUCAAUUUCGGCACCGUGCAUGUAUGUGUAUUUACUUGGAAAUAAACCGAAUGUGAGUCAUCGUGCUAAGCGUUGGCUUAU